GUAUUGUUCAAGUACGGAUAAACAAAUGGGUAUUACUAUCUUUCUGCCUGCCUCAUAAGGCGCAUCAAAUCCACAACAGAGGGCUCAUAAUUGAGCCAGAGACUAUAGACAAAUGCUUACAGAAGCUCAGGCCUUAUCACGGAAUUCUUCUUAUGGUGAACCCCAACGAGCUUCUAGCAUCAAUACCUUUCGACAGCAGCCCUGCUUUAUUAAGGCUCAUUAAACUAUACAGCCCAUUGAAGAGUCUACAAACACUUGCCAUUGAAGCUGACUUGAGUUUAACACAGGUCUUCCAACUAACCGGUCAUCUAGUUUACUGGGCGAAAGCAACAGUAAUAUAUCCCCUAUGCGAAGGCAACGUAUACGUUGUGGCGCCUGGCGCGAACGUUCAUAUUAACUCGCCUCUCGUCGAUGAGUUUGCAAAGGAAUUCCCUGGAGUAUGUUUAUUGCAGAUGCUUGGUGAGUUUUCUCUCCCUGCGCCGCUGUGGUACGUGUCGCGCGGCUGGAGCGGCGGUGUCAACGGCGCGUGGGGCGGCGCCAGACUGGCCCGUGUCGUGGCUUGGUUGCUAUGCCGGCGGUUGCUGCUGCAACUGCACACCUAUGUGCAGUUCAAUUCCCAUUGGGGACGGGAUGCUGAUGGCAAAGAAUACUUCUGUGAAAAACACGACAUCUACAGUCAAUCAUCGAACAUUUCUUUCUCUUCACUAAAUGAAAUGCAGCUAAAUGUUCCUGAGCCUGUUGAACCACGAAACAGUACUAGCGUAUUCCCAGACUCCGACGAAGACUACCCAACAGAAAACAAUCUCAAUCAAACAGAUUUCUCUCAUACAAAACCUAUAGUCAUUGAGUCAGAUUAUACAAAGUAUGAUAAGUUCACAGAAGUGGACUCAGCAAAUCACUCCUUCGAUGAUGGUAUUGAUGUUGUGGAUGGUCUUAUUAAAACUAAUGGUUGUGAUUAUUCAGUGGACAGUGGAAUAUCUAAUAAUUUAACGAAUGGGCAUAAUAAUAUUAACAACAAUGAAGAACAUAUUAAUGGUACAGAGAAUGGUGAAAUAAAGAAAGAAAAAGUCUUAAAGACUCUACCAUCAAGACUGUCAGAUUUAUCGUUGAAAACGAAUGAGAAUGGAAUGAAUUCAAGUAGCGAUGAAGAUAAAUUUGAAAGUGAUCAGGAGGUGUCUCCGAGGAUGAAGAAAUACAAUGGCCAUGUUAAUGGCACUGAGAAGACCAAUGGAAUCUCACUGAAUUUGAGGUUACAAAGCGAAAUGAGUUUUCAACCACCAACAGUAUGGAGUGUGCAAGCAAGUUGCGACGUAGUAGACGCGUGUCGUAUACCUAGCGAGCCGCCUACCGCUGAAUCCCUACUCGAUACUUUUACCGCCGAAGAACGCGUCGCAUUGGCAGCCAUACCAGCUACUAGCAAUGCUGAUGACUUGUUGCUACUCGCUCAACUACAUAAGAAAG
Messenger RNA from Hyposmocoma kahamanoa, 1461 nucleotides. RefSeq lists its product as uncharacterized. Gene Ontology annotation, cellular component: GATOR1 complex. The annotation marks the transcript as partial. The record is from RefSeq and is a predicted model, not a curated record. Gene Ontology annotation, biological process: positive regulation of autophagy; negative regulation of TORC1 signaling; TORC1 signaling. The transcript is spliced from 6 exons. NCBI's taxonomy places the organism in Eukaryota, Metazoa, Arthropoda, Insecta, Lepidoptera, Cosmopterigidae.